GAGGACAUUUGAGGUCAACAAAACACUAUCCAGCUGUUCGAAGCUUCAAGCAGCUAUUCAGCUGAUGUUUGUUUUCAAGCAGGACACUGGUCCGUCUGGAGUGGUGCAUUUUCUGCAGUGUUUUCGAUCGAAAGUAUUUUUAACUUGCUUUUUCCGAUUGAGAAUGUUUUUCGUUCCGCACACGAUAUUAAUCUUGGCCGCGAUCGAAUGACGUAAUAAGUAGGAGAAUUUAAGGAAAACAAAGAACUUGCAUUUUGCAAGUCAGAAGUUGUCAAAUCUGGAAAGUAAGGGUUCUGAUCGGGCUGCCAAAAUAACUCUGGAUAGUGAUUCGUCGGGAGACGACGGUGGUUGUGAACCUCCGCGUAAGAAAAUCCGCAAGCAAUCUGUUUCUGAAGUUAAUAUGCAGCAACAAGUCAGCAAUGGUGUCAUGGAAAAUGGAGCCUCAUGUUCCACCAACGGGCAUGGCGAUGGAAACAUCAACGGCGUUAGUCUCAAUCCUACAACUCAGGAAAUUGUCAGAAUCAUAGGUCAAUAUUUGAACAAUGAAGGACUUAGUCGCACCUGUGAUGUUUUAAUGACUGAAUCAGGCUGUCGUUUGGAUCAUCCCGCCGCUACAAAAUUUAAACAGCAUGUGAUGGACGGUGAUUGGUCUAAGGCCGACCAUGACCUACAAGAACUGAAACCUAUGUUGGGUCAAAACAAUCGCAUUUUGGAUAUGAAGUUUUUGCUUCUGGAGCAGAAAUACUUAGAAUAUCUAGAAGAUGGUAGAGUCUUGGAAGCCCUUCAUGUUCUUCGAAACGAGUUGACGCCUCUACAGCAUAACACAAAUAGAGUUCACCAGUUGUCAAGUUAUAUGAUGUGUUCAAGUAUACAAGAAUUACAUGAAAGGACUCAAUGGAAAGGAAAAGGCGAAGAAUCUCGAACCGCCCUUAUGGAGAAACUUCAGACUUUUCUUCCACCCAAUGUAAUGCUGCCGCCUAGCAGACUGUGCCAUCUCCUUUCUCAAGCCUUAGAAUUACAAAGCAAUCGUUGUAGACACCAUAAUAACAAAGAAGUAGUCUCUAUGCACAAUACUUCUUUGUUAGUGGACCACUGUUGUUCCAAAGAUGACUUUCCAGCUCAUACUAUUCAGGUACUAAAUGACCAUUGCGACGAAGUGUGGUACUGCGAAUUUUCACCGGACGGUACGAAGUUAGCUACAGGUUCCAAGGACAACAACGUAAUCAUUUGGGACGUUCAUCCCGAAACCUGUACUUUAAGUUUAAGAAAAAUAUUAGAAGGACACAGUUAUGGUGCAGCAUACAUAUCAUGGAACCCAGACUCAAAACAUCUGAUAGCCUGCGGACCAGAAGAGAGUCCCGAGGUGUGGUUGUGGGACAUAGAGACUGAGAAAUUUUUAAAAGUAUCCCAAUCACCUGAAGAUGCCUUAACUUGCUGCGCUUGGAACAAAGAUGGCACUAAGUUUGUGGUUGGUGGAGUUAGGGGCCAUUUCUACCAGUGCGAUAUGGAAGGUAACGUUCUCGAUUCGUGGGAGGGUGUUCGCGUAAAUGGUCUUUGGUGUCGCAAAGACGGCAAGACCGUCUUGGCUUCUGAUUCCCACCAUAGGAUUCGAGCCUACGUUUUCGAGGAGCUUGCAGAUCAGCAAAUACUGCAAGAGGACCACCCCAUCAUGACGUUCACCGUUGACAAGAACGACCGCUUGGCGUUGCUGAACGUGGCGACGCAGGGUGUUCAUUUGUGGGACUUGAACGACAAGUGCUUGGUAAGACGGUAUCAGGGCGUCACCCAGGGUCACUUCACGAUACACUCCACGUUCGGAGGGUGCAACCAAGAUUUCAUAGCGAGCGGCAGCGAGGAUAAUCAGGUAUACAUCUGGCACAUCCGAAACGAGAUGCCGAUCGCCACGCUGCCCGGCCAUACCCGCACGGUGAACUGCGUGGCGUGGAACCCCGUCCACUCCCACAUGCUAGUCUCUGUAUCGGACGACUGCAGCGUGCGCGUGUGGGGCCCCAAAGACAGACUACCAAAGCCCACAGGCGUUAGCUAAUAUAGCCUUGAAGGACGAACCACAAAGGAGGCGACUGCGCGUCGUACCAUGAAUCAAGUACAUGGCCUGUAUUUAUUCGUUUAUUACAUUUAAUUUUUGUGUUCAGAGACCGGAAUCCCAAGCAUUAAAGUAGGUAUGGUAGGGUCAGAUUUAUGGGAGGCGUCUAACGUUGAAAUUUAAUUGAAGGCAUCGAAUUUAAGGGGCACACCUAGUGUAACAGCCUAAAAAAGGCGAUUUUUGGAAAUUAAAAAAAAAA
Sitophilus oryzae (rice weevil) is the source of this 2303-nucleotide messenger RNA. Its product is annotated as WD repeat-containing protein 26. Bases 401 to 2047 code for a protein of 548 amino acids. Gene Ontology annotation, molecular function: protein binding. Gene Ontology annotation, biological process: proteasome-mediated ubiquitin-dependent protein catabolic process. Lineage: Eukaryota; Metazoa; Arthropoda; Insecta; Coleoptera; Curculionidae. Gene Ontology annotation, cellular component: GID complex. The record is from RefSeq and is a predicted model, not a curated record. The transcript is spliced from 10 exons.